CAAUUCUCAAACACCAAUAAUUAUUCUCUCUUUUUAAUUCUUUUUUAAUUUGGUGAGGAAUUGUGCUCCUUCCAAUGGAGGACGAUCGUGAAUGUAUGAGAAUAGUUGAGAUUUGUAGAGUUGCCCCUUUUCCUUCUCUAUGUUCACCUAGAUUUCUUCCUCUCACAAUCUUUGACAUAAUACUCCUUCAAUGUCCUUCCAUGUCUCGCCUUUACUUCUAUCAAAACUCAAUCACUAACAAUAAUAAUGUUCUUCAAAAACUAAAGCACUCACUUUCUCUCAUACUCACUCACUACCUUCCUCUUGCUGGCAACCUCAUUUGGCCCCAACACUCCCAAAAACCCAUCAUCCAAUUCCUCGAAGGCGACACCGUUUCACUUACCAUAGCCGAGUCAUCAUCCGACCACGACUUUCACUAUCUCUCCGGUGAUGGCUUUCGUCUACAAGCUAAAUAUUGCCAUCUUGUACCUGAAUUACCAGUGGUCGACAACCGUGUUGCAGUCAUGGCUCUCCAACUCACCUUUUUCCCACACAAAGGGUUUUCCAUUGGAAUAACUACUCACCAUGGUGUUGUGGAUGGAAAAACUUCAACUUCCUUUUUCAAAGCAUGGGCUCAUGUUUGCAAAAAUAAUCUUGAUAUCGCUCAACCAUCUUCCAUUCCUUUCUAUGAUAGAACCACAAUUCUCAAUUCCACAUCUCAUCUUGAGCCAACAAGCUUGAACAAAAACUUAAAUUUACGGCUUUCAUUUCAAACAAAACCCAAUUUGUUUAGAUACACUUUGGAAUUAAGAAGCCAAGACCUUCAAAAACUGAAGAAAUGUUUUGGUGAGUGUUCUAGUUAUAAGGCAACCGUAGCUUACUUAUUAGUAUGUAGUGCAAAGAUGAAGAGUGGUUUAAGAGAUGGAAAAAUAUAUUGCACUUUUCCUGUGGAUUUAAGGUCUCGUGUACACCCUCCUUUACCUUCAAACUAUUUCGGGAAUUGCAUAAUUGGUCGUUUGUUUUCGGUUGAGCGAAAGGAGGUUUUGAGUGAGAAUGGAAUGUUGGUUGUUGCCAAAGAGAUUUCAAAAGAAAUACAAAGUUUGGUGGAAGAAGGAAUUGAAAAGGCAGUAGAGAAAAGGGUUUCUCGAAGUAAAGUGUCAAUUGAAAAGGAAGAAAGAUAUUGCAUGCCUGGUUCACCUAAGUUUGAGGUUUACAGUGCUGAUUUUGGUUGGGGAAAGCCUAUUAAGGUAGAAUUUGUUUCUAUGGAUCGGACGCUUCGUCCACUCACUGAUAGUAAAAAUGGAGAUGGAGGGAUAGAAAUUGGAUUGGUUGGGGAAAGAAAUGAGUUGGAAAUGAUGGUUACUAUUUUCUACCAAGGUCUUCAACCACUUUGAAAUCCUUUCUCUUGAUUUACCAAGGUCUUCAAGAGAGUGAGAUCCACCACCAAACCCUCCUUCCAACUUGUUUCUGGUUUGCAACGUUUUGUCCACUAGGCUUCUUGAUGAAUUGGUGGUGAUCGAUAGGCGAGAUGAUCAUCAGGCGAUAUAACCAGGUAUUUGAUCAUUUGGUGUUUUGAUCCGUAGGUGACUUAACCAUUACGCGAGCUGAUCAAAGCAAGUUUUCUCACACAAGCGAGAUACCAACACAUUACGGGCGAGAUACAGGGCAAGAAAGCAUGCAUUCUGACUAGAUGUUCUGUCUAGACAUUAAGGCUUCUCAAUGCAUCAUUUCUUCUAGGUGAUUUGCAACGACGGUGAUGAUAAAGUUCAACAACAGUCAUGAUUUGCUACAACAAAUGAAAGAUGUAAUUCUAGUCAGACUUGUAUAAUAUCUAGUAAACAAAACCAGCACAUUCAUGAUAAAGUUCAACCCACAAUACAUUUAUGUGUCUAACAAUAAUAACAAUAUUGAAUCUUGUUAGAUCAUACCCCACCAUUAACGCUACUAGAAUAAUUUAAAAAUGGUGAGGUCAGAAAUAAUAGUAUGUAAAUCAAAAUUAAGCUACCUAAUUUAGUUAAUAUAUAUUUUAUUCAACAAUUCCAUCUCAGAUUUGAAUUCUAAUAUACAAUGAAACAAUCAAAUUGAAACGUGA
Molecule: messenger RNA, 2071 nt
Organism: Cucumis sativus (cucumber)
Lineage: Eukaryota; Viridiplantae; Streptophyta; Magnoliopsida; Cucurbitales; Cucurbitaceae
Product: malonyl-CoA:anthocyanidin 5-O-glucoside-6''-O-malonyltransferase-like
Exons: 1
Coding region: 75-1373 (432 amino acids)
Source: RefSeq, a predicted model, not a curated record